AUGCCAGAGAAGUUCCUUUUUACCUCCGAAUCCGUCGGCGAAGGCCACCCAGACAAGAUCUGUGACCAGGUCAGUGACGCCAUUUUGGACGCCUGUCUUGCCGUGGACCCUCUUUCCAAGGUUGCCUGUGAAACCGCUGCUAAGACCGGUUUGAUCAUGGUUUUCGGUGAGAUCACCACCAAGGCCCAGUUGGACUACCAGAAGAUCAUCAGAGAAACCAUCAAGCACAUUGGUUACGACAACUCCGAAAAGGGUUUCGACUACAAGACCUGUAACGUCCUUGUUGCUAUCGAGCAACAGUCUCCCGACAUUGCCCAGGGUUUGCACUACGAAAAAGCCCUUGAGGAGUUGGGUGCCGGUGACCAGGGUAUCAUGUUCGGUUACGCCACCGACGAGACCCCAGAGAAGUUGCCUUUGACCGUUCUUUUGUCGCACAAGUUGAACAAGGCUCUUGCUGACGCCAGAAGAUCCGGUGAGCUCGCCUGGUUGAGACCUGACACCAAGACCCAGGUCACCGUUGAGUACGAGAAGGACGGUGGUGCUGUCAAGCCCGUCAGAGUCGACACGGUGGUUAUUUCCACCCAGCACGCUAACGAGAUCACCACUGAGGACUUGAGAACCAAGAUCUUGGAGAAGAUCGUCAAGAGAACCAUCCCAGCCAACUUGUUGGACGACAAGACCGUCUACCACAUCCAGCCAUCCGGCAGAUUCGUCAUUGGUGGUCCUCAGGGUGACGCCGGUUUGACCGGUCGUAAGAUCAUUGUCGACACCUACGGUGGUUGGGGUGCUCACGGUGGUGGUGCUUUCUCCGGUAAGGAUUUCUCCAAGGUUGACCGUUCUGCUGCUUACGCUGCCCGUUGGGUCGCCAAGUCUCUUGUCAACGCUGGUUUGGCCAGAAGAGCUCUUGUCCAGUUCUCCUACGCCAUUGGUGUUGCUGAGCCAUUGUCCAUCCACGUGGACACCUACGGUACUUCCAAGUACACCUCUGAGCAGUUGGUGGAGAUCAUUGGCAAGAACUUUGACUUGAGACCAGGUGUGAUUGUCAGAGAGCUCGACUUGGCUAGACCUAUCUACUUCAACACUGCUUCCUACGGUCACUUCACCGACCAGGCCAACCCAUGGGAGCAGCCAAAGGAGUUGAAGUACUAA
Messenger RNA from Candidozyma duobushaemuli, 1149 nucleotides. RefSeq names its product methionine adenosyltransferase (gene SAM2). The record is from RefSeq and is a predicted model, not a curated record. NCBI's taxonomy places the organism in Eukaryota, Fungi, Ascomycota, Pichiomycetes, Serinales, Metschnikowiaceae. Gene Ontology annotation, molecular function: methionine adenosyltransferase activity; ATP binding. Gene Ontology annotation, cellular component: cytosol. Gene Ontology annotation, biological process: S-adenosylmethionine biosynthetic process. The transcript has a single exon. The coding region runs from base 1 to 1149 and encodes 382 amino acids.